UGCAGGAUGUUGUGGGAAUUUUUGGGGCACUCCCUUCACAUUGCAAAACUAAAGUUCUUCUUUGCUAGUGUUUGACACUCCAUCCUUGCCAGUUCAAUUUACGAAUGGAAUAAGGCCAGGUCUUUCGUCCUAUCCAAGCUGUGAGGACAUAAAUAUGUUAGGAAGACCAGAUAUUUUAAGAAAGGGAGAUUAUGGUUGUUUUUAUGUGCCAUCACAAGUAAAUUUAGUUUUUAAUAAUGGUUUCACUCUGGCUAAGGCAAGUAAUUUUAAGAGUAGGUGACAAUGUUUCAGAAUCUUAAAUAUCCUGUUUUUAAGGUAGUGUUUGUGAAAUUGAUCCGUUUCCACCUCAUACGCUUUUAAAAGGAAUAUCAAAGCUAAUUCUAUUUAUAAGUGUUGAUAUGAUAUGACUUAAACACAAUUUGCUUCUUAUAUUCUUAUUGUUGAAUAUUUUCAGAAAUUGUCUAAGUAUUCACUAGGCAUGGUCUGUUAUCAAAGACACACAGAGUAAUUAACAGCUCAAGUUCAAAACAAAUGGUAUUAAACAUUUUGUAUAUUUUCUGUUAUACCAUUUUCAUAAAUAUUCAAGUCCUUUUAUUUUAGGGUAGUAUUUUUAAUCUUGUGGUAGGUUUUUGUUUGGUUCUCUUUCAUAAUCAUUCUAUUUAUUCAUAGAUGAUGAUAAACAUGUAUUAUUUCACCUAGAUAAGAAAACCACAGAUACUGCCUUUGGGGCUAACACAGACAUGGUUGCCACACAUUAUACUGUUAUGGUUGAGGAGAUUUGUUGGUGUUGUGUUGUUUUGAAUUGAAUUUGAAGUAUCUUACAUAGUUUUGAGCUUGAAUUUUUCAGUUGUACUCUUCAUGUGACUGCCUGAGUACCUUUAUUAACAUUCAAGAUACCUUUAUACUGUUCCUUCUCUUGUGCCAAUGCCAAAGUUCUGUGAAAUGCUUUAAGUCUCUAGUGCAUUUAAGAUGCAGGAAAUUAGUGAGCUCCAUCUAGAACCUAAAAUGAUCACAGGAAUGGACUCUGUUGAUGGCCUCAAAAUUUCUGUUGAUAAUGAAAAAUUGAGAAAGAUGCGCCGUUGUUUCAGUGACCCAGUGUUAAGUUCAGCACAAAGGGAAGAAAUGAUGGGGGUAGACGUGAUUGAUGGGCUAAAGAUAUCUUUAGGUUACCGAAGGUCUGAGGCUACAUCAGAAGCCUGUAGGAAUAAUGUGGAAAUUGACUGGGAUGGUGAACAAGCAGAUGCACCACUCUUAGUCAGACUUCUUGCUCAGAGUCUGGAGACCUUAGCAAGCGUAGGGAUGUCACCCAGAAGAAAAAGGGGUCCCCGUUCUCAGACAAUUGCCUUCUUGGACCUGGCUCAGCUCCAAUUAGGAAUGCGAUUAGGAAUGCACCACCAAAGACUAAAAUCUCAGGAUCAGAUGAUCGGCCUUAAUUUUGCAGACGAAAGGGAAGCAGACUUUUUCAGCUGUGCUGUGAAUAAACAGCUAGCAAAGCAACACAAUAAGAAAGGUAAUAUUGUGAAAAGAAACUCACAAUACAGUAAUCCCCCGUAUUCAUGCACUCUGGAUUCACAGACUCAUGUAUUCGCCGAUUUCUCUCUGGAACAUAUACCCCCAUUACUAUGCUUGGAAAACUCGCUUUUUCGGGAUGCCCUUUGGGAUGCUGAUUGUAAUGUACAGAAAGUCCAGCGAGAAGUUAAUAACAUUCAAGAUUAG
Molecule: messenger RNA, 1716 nt
Organism: Macrobrachium nipponense
Lineage: Eukaryota; Metazoa; Arthropoda; Malacostraca; Decapoda; Palaemonidae
Exons: 3
Coding region: 970-1716 (248 amino acids)
Source: RefSeq, a predicted model, not a curated record